Westerdykella ornata is the source of this 2974-nucleotide messenger RNA. RefSeq lists its product as uncharacterized. The record is from RefSeq and is a predicted model, not a curated record. Gene Ontology annotation, biological process: retrograde transport, endosome to Golgi. The coding region runs from base 175 to 2634 and encodes 819 amino acids. The transcript has 6 exons. Lineage: Eukaryota; Fungi; Ascomycota; Dothideomycetes; Pleosporales; Sporormiaceae. Gene Ontology annotation, cellular component: GARP complex.
CCGCAGCAAAGCAUGAACGUCUUCUCAAAUCAAUAUUUCAAUAAUUGCAAAGCGAGCAGACAAGCGCCGCAUUUUCGACACCUCCCUGCCUUUCCUACUUGUUGGGGGUUUCCUUUCGCACGUCAGCUGCGGUCUACCACGUCAUCCGGGCCCAUGCAGGCCUAACUGGACUUCAUGCCUGCAGCUUCACCCUCUCUCGACUCCGAUGAAUAUGACCCUAUCGAUCACUUGAACCUUAUAUUUUCCCAUCCUGCAGCCCUAGACUCCAUACAAGCCACCUCCGAGACUCUCCGCAGCUAUCAAGAUGAUCUGGAUGAGGACAUCGCCGCCUUUGUUGCGGCGCAGGCGGCCUCAGACGCAGAUAGCGUUGCUAGAAUACAAGCCGCGAAGGCAGAGCUCGCCGACCUGUUCAGCAAGAUCGAAAGCGUGCGAUCGCGGGCCCUACAGACGGAACGAACCAUCACAGAUAUGACCGCCGAUAUCAAGCGUUUGGACAACACGAAGCGCAACUUGACACUGUCAAUGACCGCAUUGAAGCGUUUGCAAAUGCUGACAACGGCAUAUGAGCAGCUACGGAGCUUGAGCAAAUCUCGUCAAUACCGAGAAUGCGCUCAGCUGCUGCAGGCUGUCGUCCAACUCGUGGCACAUUUCAAGAGCUAUCGGUCAAUAGACCAAAUCGCAACCCUGAGCCGCAACGUUGCCGACUUGCAGAGCGAGCUUCUGGAACAGAUAUGUGAGGAUUUCGAGGUCGCCUUUGCGAAAGAUGAAGUCGCCCAGCGCAAGGCCAUGUUGACAGAAGCAUGCUUGGUUAUGGAUGCGCUAGGGGAUCAUGCAAGGAUUCGCCUUGUCAACUGGUAUUGCAACACCCAGCUGCGCGAAUACAGACAAGUGUUUCGUGGGAAUGACGAGGCUGCUUCUCUGGACAAUAUAUCAAGAAGAUAUUCUUGGUUCAAUCGAAUGAUGAAGACAUACGACCUGGAACAUGCCGCUAUUUUCCCCUCUCAUUGGAGGGUAAACGAGAUGCUUGCCAACUCAUUCUGUGAAGGCACACGGGACGAUUUCAAGGCAAUCUUGCAGCGGUAUAUGCGUAGAGGCGAUGGCCAGACCUUGGAUGUGGAUCUCCUCCUCUCGUGUCUGCAAGAAACACUCAAUUUUGAGCACAGCCUUGAGCGCCGCUUUUCCACCGAGCCACGGUCUUCGCUGGAUACAAUGGCAAGUAAGGAAGAUCGACCUCAAGGUUUUAAUCAAGCGAUCUCCGAGGCGUUUGAGCCGUAUAUGAGCCUAUGGGUGGAGUCGCAAGACAAGCAAUUGGCUACUCUUAUUCCCAAAUAUCGCCAACAGCCACUCCGCAAUGCAGAAGAGGAGUUCUCCGCACAAGCCGUCAUCCCGUCUUCCACGGAAUUGUUUCACUUUUACCGUCUUACUCUCGCACAAUGUGCCAAACUAUCAACAGGGACCAGGUUACUGGAACUUUCUCGUACUUUUGCCAAGUAUCUCGAUCAAUAUGGCCAACAGGUUCUGUAUUACUUCCUCAGCGAGAAGCCUGGGCCACAAGGACCAUCUGUGGAAGAUGCCGUUCUUAUCCUCAACACGGCUGAUUAUUGUUACCAAACCUGCAAUCAGUUGGAAGACAAGAUCAGAAGCCGCAUUGACGAUGACCUUCGCGAAAAGGUCGAUUUGCAAAGCCAAGCCGAUGCAUUUAUGGGAAUCGCCAGUGCUACCGUGCGGGUGCUCGUGAGGAAGGUUGAGCUUGCGUGCGAGCCCAGUUGGAGAGAGAUGCGCAAUACACCGUGGAGCAAACUGGAGAAUGUUGGUGAUCAUAGCACUUACGUGACCGAGCUGCUGCACCACGUCAAGGAAGGUUCUGCAGAAGUGCUCAAAUACCUACACAAGCAGCAAUACGCAAGAGCGUUCUGCGAUAACUUGGUGGAUAUAUUGGCCACGACGUAUGUUGCAAACAUCGUCCAGAGCAAGCCCAUCUCCGAAGUUGGUGCGGAACAGAUGCUCCUGGAUUCCUAUGUGUUGAAGAAAGGCUUCACCGAGUUACCUGUGUUGAAUGAAGAGCCGGGUACCGCUCCACCAGCAAGCUUCGUGAAACGCGUAAAUCAGUCGAUGAGCAAGAUAGAUCCCCUCCUAAAAACCCUCCAAGUCCGGCCCUCACCUCCCGAAGCCCUCGUCCAAGCGUACCUCAUCCACAUCGCCGACAAAUCCGAUACCAAUUUCCGCAAAAUCCUCGACCUCAAGGGCAUCCGCAAAGCCGAACAAGGCCACCUCCUCGAUCUCUUCGCCGCCUUCCGCGCCUCCCCGAAUCACGAGAACCUGGUACAAAACAGCCCGCUGCUGACUCCUUUGCAAGUACAAUCCGCGCAUAUCGGCACGAGCAUCGCAGCCAGUGCCAUGGGCGGGACGCCUAGUCUGGGUAGUGGGCGAUUUGAUCCCGCGGGCUUUGGAAACGCGCUUAUGAAUGCGGCGAGGGAUGGUGUUGAUCGGUUUGGGAGCCCGGCGCCGGGGGCACAGGUUGCGGAGGCCGGACAGGAGAGGGGGAAUUUGAAUGAGAAUUUGAAGAAUAUUGGCAAGUUCUUUAGGAGGGAUGUUGGGUUUAGGGGGUUUGGGAGGACGGAGGAGGGGAAGUAGGUGGGGGUGUAUUGGAAUCGCGUAAGAUGCUGAUAUCAAGUUCGCUCAGCUUUGUUUCUGUGCGUGCGUUUGCCCGGGGGAGGGUGUACAGGGCCGUGAUGUGGAAGGUGGUUUGAUCUGCUGUGGGAUACGUGUGUGGGAUACUCAAGUCCAUGGCAAUGUAGAAUUUGUAUGUGACGAGUGGCAGUCUCUGUCGCACUAUACGCAUGCAAUCGAGCGGCGUUUGUAGGCAUACUGCCACAGUACGUACGUCCUAUGUCUUCGCCGCAACGAUCUUGCCAACGCCGCCCCUCUGGUUUUGGAUAUAAGCCACCACGUACUUAAAUACAUACACCUCAAC